AUGAGGUGCGUUUCUAAACCAUGGAAUGCCUUUUUAUCUCAACCUUGCUUCAUAAAAUCGCAUCUUGAAAAUUCACUACACAACAACGAUGAAAUUCUCUUGGUCUUUAACGAACAGUUUCAUUGGAAGAGUGAACCAUGCAUAGCACACCGCACUAGAUCUCCCGUUAUCAAACUUUUUGAUCUCAUUAAGUUACCUGUUGAUUUCCCAGAUCCUGAUAAGCGUGAAGAGGGCACUGUUAUUGGUUCAGUUAAUGGCUUAGUAUGUUUUUCUUGUAGAGAAUAUAAUACUCAUGUCAUUCACAUUUGGAACCCUUCUCUAUCCGCUUUGAUGACUCUCCCUCCAUUUGCUUAUCCCUGCCCUGGUUAUAAACACUUUUUCGGGUUUGGGUUUGAUCCCAAAACUGAUGAUUACAAAGUUGUUAAACUUGUGAAAAAUGAGACACUGAGAGCUGAUCCACUCUUUCGAGAAUGGCUGCAAGUUGAGGUGUACAAUGGUCAUGAUGGACAUUUCCAUUGGCUUUGUGCUUAUGUUUCUGAAGGGAUUAAGCUCCUGAAGAUAGUAGCAUUUGAUUUGGGUGAGGAGACGUCAGUGAGAUCUCUCUUCCAGAUUCCAUUACCAAAUUUGAAACAAGUCGGGUCAUUAAUAUGUACAUUUUCUCUGGAAGGCUUUGUGUGGUGUCACGCACCAGAGGUGGUGUAUUUCAAGUAUGGGUGA
This is a messenger RNA of Erigeron canadensis, 717 nucleotides long. RefSeq names its product putative F-box protein At1g47790. The transcript is spliced from 2 exons. Lineage: Eukaryota; Viridiplantae; Streptophyta; Magnoliopsida; Asterales; Asteraceae. Bases 1 to 717 code for a protein of 238 amino acids. The record is from RefSeq and is a predicted model, not a curated record.